Drosophila biarmipes is the source of this 768-nucleotide messenger RNA. RefSeq lists its product as uncharacterized. The transcript is spliced from 2 exons. NCBI's taxonomy places the organism in Eukaryota, Metazoa, Arthropoda, Insecta, Diptera, Drosophilidae. Bases 537 to 722 code for a protein of 61 amino acids. The record is from RefSeq and is a predicted model, not a curated record.
AAAAAAAAAUUGGCCAAAAAUUGAAGCUAUCAACAGGAACUUGCCCAGUUAACCCAAGACAACGAGUUGUGGCCAAAAACAAAGCAGCGGCAAAGCGCAACGAAAUUUCUGUCUCGGUAGUUUCCAUUUUUUUUUUGAGGAUGGGGGCUCGGUGCAGGAAAAAAGUCAUCAUAGCCUGACCUUCAUUGUUGCUUCUAACAUUUAAAUUUGUUUUGCUUUUCCAUUUUUUCGGCUCCGCUGUGCUGCUUUUGUUUUGGCUUCUUUUCGAUUUCAACAGAAAACGUGCCAAAUUUGGCUGCCAGUUGCACGUUCCCCAAAUUUAAUACAGUUCAGCUGGGCUUGGCUGUGGCUCUAGCUUUGACCUGGUCUCGAAUCCAGGGGCUAUGGUCUCUGGUCUGGCAGCGAGCUCUUGACACACAUCCCACUGCUCGUCGGCCUUAUCAGGGUCUUAUCAGCCGGAGAGAAGUUGAGCACUGGGACCGGAGGUGGUUCGAAUCGGGGCGUAAAUUCAGUCGGACGCAGCAUCUCUAGGCGAAAUGUUGGGCUUACUGAGUCUUUGGCUUGUUCCCUACCUAGUUGGCCUCAUCCAAGGGCGUUCCGUGGGUGGAGGGUCGGGAGACUUGGAUGAAUGGCAGGAGUUUGGCGGUCCCCAGCCAGAUCCGACAAUCUUCGCUUACAAUCAGUCUGAUAAGGGGCUACCCUGGGACAGUACAUGGAACUAAACUGUUGAAUAUUUUUAAUUUAAAUAAAAUACCAUCAUACAUUUUA